Molecule: messenger RNA, 432 nt
Organism: Diabrotica balteata
Lineage: Eukaryota; Metazoa; Arthropoda; Insecta; Coleoptera; Chrysomelidae
Source: the annotation of a GenBank genome assembly
AUGCAAAAUCAGUAUCAAUCAAUCAUUCGGCGGAGUAUGAUGGAAAAAAUUGAGCUGUUCAGAGGUCCGAACGCAGUCAGAAAAAUUAAGCAAUUAAAUUUAGAUGACAUACUUAUUGAUCAAUGGAUCCAAAACAUGAAAGUUACCUGCUACAUCCUAUAUGUCAGCGGAGAACCAGCAUCGUUCGUUCUAUUAUCAAAAUGCGACUUUGAUCCACUAGGACAUCAUGAUGCACCGAGAGUAUUAGAUUACAUUUAUACAUUACCAAAGUAUCGGAGAAAAGGAUACGCAUACAAACUUAUGGAACAUGUAAAGAAAAAUAACCAAUUCACAGCAUUCUGCUCCAACGAUGAAUCUGAACGACUUUUUCUAAAAUGUAAAUGUAUUAAUCACGGAUUAAUGAAUUAUAAUGUAAUGUUUCGACAUCCGUAA